This is a messenger RNA of Wallemia ichthyophaga EXF-994, 2010 nucleotides long. RefSeq lists its product as uncharacterized. The record is from RefSeq and is a predicted model, not a curated record. Gene Ontology annotation, biological process: L-valine biosynthetic process. Gene Ontology annotation, molecular function: magnesium ion binding; flavin adenine dinucleotide binding; acetolactate synthase activity. The transcript is spliced from 3 exons. Gene Ontology annotation, cellular component: mitochondrion; acetolactate synthase complex. Lineage: Eukaryota; Fungi; Basidiomycota; Wallemiomycetes; Wallemiales; Wallemiaceae. The coding region runs from base 1 to 2010 and encodes 669 amino acids.
AUGCUGCCUAGAAGUGCAUUUGCGAAGGCCAUCGCUAGCAAUACAAGACGCUGCAUUUAUUCUAACAAGGCUACCGGCUCUCGUUUCAUCAGUUCGAAGCCACCGGCCAAGGAUGCAGCAAGCAUCCGCCCACAGCCAUCCCCCGCCUUCCAGCAGUCGCCACCUCCCAAGGCUGUUGGAAAAGAAGUUCAAUCGAAUACAAAGAUAAUGCCUUGGGAUCUUGACGACUCAUUCGUCGGUAUGAGCGGUGGUGAAAUAUUCUCGGAGCUCAUGCUUCGUCACAAGGUCAAGCACGUUUUCGGUUACCCAGGCGGUGCCAUUCUUCCUGUUUUCGAUGCCAUUUACAAUUCACCUAACUUCGAAUUCAUUCUGCCACGCCAUGAACAAGGUGCUGGUCAUAUGGCUGAAGGUUACGCUCGUAUCACGGGCAAACCAGGUGUCGUACUCGUCACUUCCGGUCCUGGAGCAACCAACACCAUCACUGCAAUGCAGGACGCUCUCUCUGACGGUAUUCCAAUGAUUGUUUUCACCGGUCAAGUCGCUACAUCUGCUAUCGGCUCUGAUGCUUUCCAAGAGGCUGAUGUCAUCGGCAUUUCGAGAAGUUGUACAAAGUGGAACGUUAUGAUUCAAAACGUUUCUGAAAUCCCAAGAAGAAUCAAUGAGGCUUUCAAGAUAGCGACAUCAGGUAGACCAGGUCCUGUCCUCGUCGAUUUACCAAAGGAUGUUACAGCUAGUAUCUGCAAAGACGCAAUCCCUUCACGCUACACCCAACCACAAGCCCUUCCUCCUCUUCCAAACCCACCUGUUCUAUUUCCAUCUGAUACUGGCCCUGAUCUCAGCUCAAUAAAAAGCGCAGCAGAAUUAAUCAACAUAGCUAAACGCCCUGUAAUCUACGCCGGUGCCGGUAUUCUCAACAGCGAAGAUGGUCCAGCAAAACUUCGCGAACUUUCUAACAAUGGGAACAUCCCUGUAACCACUACCCUUCAAGGUUUGGGUACUUUUGACGAACUUGAUCCAAAAUCUCUUCACAUGCUUGGUAUGCACGGAUCAGCAUACGCCAACUUGGCCAUGCAAGAAGCAGAUCUUAUUAUUGCACUUGGUGCACGUUUUGACGAUCGUGUUACUGGUAAAGUUGAUACAUUUGCACCAGCAGCCAGAGCUGCUGCCCUUCAAGGACGUGGAGGUAUCGUCCACUUUGAAGUGAUGCCAAAGAAUAUCAACAAAGUUGUUCAAGCUAAUGUAGCAGUCGCUGGCGAUGUAACACAAAACCUCGGUCAUCUUAUACCUCACGUUCGCUCAAAGCCACGCGAAGAAUGGUUUGACAAAAUCGCUGCAUGGAAGGAAAAGUAUCCAUUCAUCUUUGAAAAGUCUGCUAGCAAUUCGAUCAUGAUGAAACCACAAGAAGUAAUCGAAGAGCUUGACAAGCAGAGUCGCGGUAAGAAGGAUGACUUUAUUCUCACUACUGGUGUUGGUCAGCAUCAAAUGUGGGCUGCUCAACAUUAUAGAUGGACCGCUCCACGCACCAUGGUGACCUCAGGUGGUCUCGGAACAAUGGGUUUUGGUUUACCUGCUGCGAUUGGUGCCAAGGUUGCUGCACCAAACAAGACAGUCAUUGACAUUGACGGUGACGCUUCUUUCUCGAUGACUGCAAUGGAAUUGCAAACUGCAUCUCAGUUCAACAUUGGUGUCAAGGUUAUUGUUCUUGACAAUGCUUUCCAAGGUAUGGUUCUUCAAUGGCAAGAUCUUUUCUAUGACAACAGAUAUUCGCACUCCCAAAUGAUUAAUCCAGACUUCUGCAUGUUAGCCAACGCAAUGGGAGUACACGCUAUUAAGGUUGAAACUCUUGCAGACUUACCAAAGGCCAUGGAAGAGUUCCUGGCACAUCCAACCGACAGACCAGUGUUACUGCACGCCAAGGUCGUCAAGAACGAGCACUGUUAUCCAAUGGUUGCCGCAGGUAAAGCCCUUCACGAGCAAACUUUGCAUCCACUUUUAGUGAAAAAGGAUUAG